UCGCUCAAUAUGUGGUCGUUAAAUCAGGGAGUAGUCUGAGGACUUUUGGGAAGUGGUGGAUUCUGCAUGUACCAUAUUUGAAAAUAAGGAUAUAAUAUUAAAAGGAUGCAGAGUUUUAUAAUACUGAGUUUGAUAGCAAUUGUGUGGUGUACAAAUUAUCAUAUACGAAAAAGUACCGAAUGUAAAAAGUCAUAUGAAUGUAGCAAAGCCAAACCUUGCUGUAGGGAUGCUGACGGUCAUGCACUUGCUGGUCAACAACACUUUGGGAAACAUAAAAGUUCAUCACAAAGUGGAAGAUGUUCCAGUUUACUCGGAAAGGAGAGAGCUAUUUGUGAUUCUGCUUGCGGUUGUGAAUCAGGUUAUAAAUGUUAUCGACCAAUGUCUGGAGUAUGCUGUCCUCCAAUGAGAUGUUACAAUGCCACGUGGGUAGAACAAAGACAACGUUACUGGGCUAAUUGUCGCCCUCCAACAUGUUUUUUUCCUAGAUAAAAUAUACAUAAAAGAGACAUAACAUAACAAUAAAAUAUUAA
Molecule: messenger RNA, 530 nt
Organism: Mytilus californianus (California mussel)
Lineage: Eukaryota; Metazoa; Mollusca; Bivalvia; Mytilida; Mytilidae
Exons: 4
Coding region: 106-489 (127 amino acids)
Source: RefSeq, a predicted model, not a curated record